AUGAAGUCGCGGCCUCGCAUUCGAGACCUGGGAUACAGUCCUGGAAGAUUUAAGACAGGAAAAACGAACUCAUUGCUUGAUGUAGAAGGAGUUGCGGUUGGCCAAAAAACCAUCCACGAAGGUCAAGAUAUACACACUGGAGUCACCGUGAUCCUUCCCCGUGGAAUCGAAAAGACACGCCUCCUGCCAUGCUAUGCGGCAACCCAUGAUCUAAAUGGAAUGGGCGAGAUGACAGGUACCCAUGGCCUGACGGAAUGGGGCUUUAUCAGUGCACCGAUCGCCCUGACCAACACAGUCAGCGUGGGAAAAGUAUACGAUGCCCUCUUUCUAUGGCAACUGGAGCAGGGCGCCCUGGCGGGAGACGAUGAAGAACAAAUCAUGCGCCGAGUCAGCAUCCCCGUCGUGGCAGAAACAUUUGAUGGACUUCUCAACGAUAUCAGUGCAUCGGUGGUCGAUAAGCAGGUCGUCUAUGACGCUAUCGAGGCAUCGAAGACACAGACUGAGAUUUUAGAGGGAAACUACGGCGGAGGCACGGCAAUGAGAUGUCAUGGUUACAAAGGAGGUACUGGAACUAGUUCCAGAAUUGUACCCGGGGCUGACAAGGAUUAUACACUUGGUGUACUUGUGCAGGCAAAUCAUGGGCAGAAGGAUGAUCUCCGUAUUGGGAACGUGCCCGUUGGAGAGUUUCUGCUCAGGGAAGAAGCUAAAGUUCGAGCUGCCUCGAAGAAAGAGGAGACACAGUUCCCCAAGGGAGGAAAGGCAGCAGAAGGAAGCAUUAUAAUUGUUGUCGUUACCGAUGCGCCGUUACUCCCACACCAAUUGCGACGGAUUGCGCAGCACGCGGGGAUGGGCGUCACACAAGUUGGUGGUCACGCUGCGGGACGAAACUUCUCAGGCGAAAUAUUCCUCGCUCUAUCCACAGGAACUUCUCCAAAUGAACUGGCUACAUCAUCUAGCGGGUUUGACUACCUGCCUCCACUCGAAACACAGCAAGUAGAAACACUCAAGAACGAGGUGAUUGACUCAUUAUUCUAUGCAACUUCAGAGGCGACAGAAGAGGCCAUCUUGAACUCCAUGUGCCGCGCGGAACCGCUGACAGGAUUCAAAGGACGUGCUCAACCUGCAUUGCCUGUUGAUAGGGUCAAGGAGCUGCUGGAUAAGUAUAUGGUAAAGUUUGAAGAUGCAUGA
This is a messenger RNA of Talaromyces marneffei, 1188 nucleotides long. RefSeq lists its product as uncharacterized. Lineage: Eukaryota; Fungi; Ascomycota; Eurotiomycetes; Eurotiales; Trichocomaceae. The record is from RefSeq and is a predicted model, not a curated record. The transcript is spliced from 6 exons. Gene Ontology annotation, molecular function: aminopeptidase activity. The coding region runs from base 1 to 1188 and encodes 395 amino acids.